AUGGUAAAGUUGAUUAAUUCCUUACUUUUUCAAUGCUUGGCUCAUAUAGGGUUUGGUCGGAUUGGAAGAUUGGUUUUACGAGUAGCAAUAUUCAGGGAUGAUAUUGACGUGGUGGCAAUGAAUGAUCCUUUUAUUGAUGCUAAAUACAUGGCCUACAUGUUUAAAAAUGACUCUACUGAUGGAUUAUUCAAAGGAAGCAUUAAGGUUGUAGAUGAUUCAACCUUAGAAAUCAAUGGGAAGCAGAUUAAGGUUGUGAGUAAAAGGGACCCUGCUGAGAUUCCUUGGGGUGAUUAUGGAGCUGAGUAUGUUGUUGAAUCUUUCGAUGUUUUCACAACAAUUGACAAAGCUUCAGCACAUAAGAAGGGUGGAGCCAAGAAAGUAGUUUUAUCAGCUCCAUCAGCUGAUGCUCCCAUGUUUGUGGUUGGAGUAAAUGAGCAGACAUACAAGCCAAACAUGGACAUUGUUUCAAAUGCAAGCUAUACUACCAACUGUCUUGCUCCUCUUGCUAAGGUUGUUCAUGAGGAAUUUGGUAUUCUUGAAGGUUUAAUGACAACUGUUUAA
Messenger RNA from Humulus lupulus (European hop), 561 nucleotides. RefSeq names its product glyceraldehyde-3-phosphate dehydrogenase GAPCP2, chloroplastic-like. The transcript is spliced from 5 exons. Gene Ontology annotation, molecular function: NAD binding; oxidoreductase activity, acting on the aldehyde or oxo group of donors, NAD or NADP as acceptor. NCBI's taxonomy places the organism in Eukaryota, Viridiplantae, Streptophyta, Magnoliopsida, Rosales, Cannabaceae. Bases 1 to 561 code for a protein of 186 amino acids. The record is from RefSeq and is a predicted model, not a curated record.